This is a messenger RNA of Plasmopara halstedii, 765 nucleotides long. RefSeq lists its product as uncharacterized. The transcript has a single exon. Bases 1 to 765 code for a protein of 254 amino acids. Lineage: Eukaryota; Oomycota; Peronosporomycetes; Peronosporales; Peronosporaceae. The record is from RefSeq and is a predicted model, not a curated record.
AUGGUGCAAGGAAAACGAGAAGAGCCGAUUCCCGUGUGGAUUGAUCCCAUCAACAUCGAUAUUGAUGAAGAUUUCAAUAUCUUCAUGGACACACUUUUCGGUCACCCGAUGCGACACAAUUUUUCGCCCAUAUCCAUUUCUCCAACAACUGAAGACUUCGCCACCUUUCCCAUAUCAGACGACAAAGCACAGCUUCUGAUCGAUACACUUCUGGAUAACAAGCCUUACGAGAACUCUGCCCAAAUUCUCAACAUCCAAGAUAUCAAGGUCGUUGCAGUUCCUCCUGUGAAAUCUAAAUCAUGUGGUGUCUCAGGCAUACCAACACCGAAAUCAAACCGUCGUCUGCGUCACAGAAUCAACAUUGAUCCAGUAGGUAGAGAUCAGCGACGCAAGGAUAAGCAACGUGGUUAUGAAAAGGGCUACCGCAGUCGUAUAAAGACCAAACGAGAAAAAGAUGAGGCCGAAUGGAUUCAAUUGGAAGCACAAAUUCGCAAAUUACUGGCCAAACGUACGUCAAUUGUCUUGACCGAGAUUCCUGAUAAACCAAACAAGAUGUCGACUUUGAGUAAGAAGCAGCAGUACUUCCAACUUCUUCAAGAAGAAAACGCUCUUCGAGAGUCUUACGCACUUGAACGAUGUUAUCUGGCCGACAACAAAGCCCUAAAGCUCUACAGCGGUGGAACCGGUUCCAGUCGAACGAUUCGCGAGCAGUUGAAUAGCCUCCCAAGCUUGAGAUUAUGCCAUACUUUUGAUUUUUCGUGGUAA